AUGGCCUAUAAAAGGACGGCGCUGACGGAGUUAGAGGCCCGUAUGCAAGACACCCGGUUUCCAUCCUUUGGAUCCCCGCUCUAUAGAGGGACCGCUUCACAGCAGGAGUGGAACUCGAAUGUGGUUGUACAGCCGCUGCAGUACCGUGGUGAGUCUCAGGUAGCGCUGCCGUUUCAGCAACACAUGCCACCACGACCGGUUAAGCUUCAAACAAGAAGGGUACUUGGGACAGAGGCUGCUGACGUUGCACAGAGAUCAAGCCCGGUUCAGAAUUUGAAUAAUGCCAUUCCUUGCUCAUCUUCCCCACUCGCUGAGGAGCGCUAUCCGUCUUUAGGAGGCCUUUACAGACCUGCAUCCUCGACUGGUUCCCAGCCUUGCGGCAAGCUUGCCCCAGCCAAGUCAUCUUCACCUCCGCAGCGGGCGGCCUCCGCAGUGAUGGCGCCCCCGCGCACAAAGUCUACGUACCACGAUGGUUGUGGCACCAUUGUAGAGGAGCGGGAUCCCUUGACGAGAGAGGUCAUGCAUAGGUACCGCUGUGGAGCGUUGCUUGGCACGGGUGGUUUUGCCCAAGUCUACGAAUUUAAGGAUUUGGCGACGAAUGCGCAAUAUGCGGGGAAGAUAAUUGAUAAAGGAAACUUGGUGCGUCGUGGAUCUGAGGCGAAGUUGCGAAUGGAAAUCGACAUCCACCGCAGAGUGAGGCAUCCGCAUAUUGUGCAGUUUGUGAAGGCCUUUCAAGAUGACUACUACCAUUAUAUUCUCCUGGAACUGUGCAGCAAGAAGAGUUUGAUGGAUUUGUCAAAGGAGCGAGGUGUUUUUAAUACCAGCGAAAUCCAGUACAUCAUGACUCAGAUUGUGUCGGCUGUCGAAUAUAUGCAUAGUAAGUUGGUUAUUCAUAGAGACUUAAAGCUCGGGAACAUCAUGGUAGAUGCUUCCGGAAGCAUGAAGGUGGGGGAUUUUGGGUUUGCUAGCGAGCUUGUCUCCGCGUCGGAGAGGAAGAAAACGACGUGUGGCACGCCCAACUACAUUGCUCCCGAGGUGCUUGCGACAGAAAAGACGGGGCUGGGAUACGGGCUGGAGGCGGACGUCUGGAGUUUGGGGGUGAUCCUGUUCACCUUGGCCUUUGGCACGCCGCCGUUUGAGACGAAGGACAUUAAGACGACGUACAACAGGAUACUCCGCGUGUAUUAUCGGUUCCCAACUGGGACGGCGGUGCCAGAGACUUGCAAGGAUCUUAUUCGUUCGAUGCUGCAAAAACAACCGCAGGACCGACCCAGCCCGGCGCAAAUCUUAACUCACACUUUUCUGUGCCACCCCUCGCCUCCUAGCACAGUGCCAAGGUCGCUUCUGCCUCCGCAAGCACCUAGAUCUGCGUCCUCCAAUGGGCGUGGGAGCCCAUUGUGGGCCUCACCCAUUGCGAUUCAUUCCCCGUUUGCGUACUAUGACGGUUUGCCGAUGGAGUACCAGAAACAUGCCUUGCGAAAGGAGGAGCACAGGCCAGGAACGGAACAUGAAAUACAAAUGACGCUGCACGAGUUUCUCAAGGAAAACGAUUGCUUCAGCGAGGCAGCAUCGGAGGCGCGUCAUUCAAGUGCACGUGGUAAGUUAGUUUUACCAAAACCUCCUUUACCUGCAGUCAUUCUUAAGAGCAGUGUUCACUCGAACAAGUACGGCUACGGAUUUCUCUCGUAUCAAGCUGGAAAACAGUAUCCAAUUGUUUUUCUUAACGAUAAAACGAAGCUGAUCUACGACGUUGAUGCCGAUACGGUUUUGUACUACGGAAGAGCUUCCAUGCAAGCAGUCGCCACACGCGCCGGAAAUCGAAGUCCACUGCUAAGUGAAGAGCUUGCCGCCAAGGGAUUUCGUGAUGAGCUGGUCGUUUUCCCCAACGCCACAAAAACGUUGGCGCAAAGCAAUGCAGGGAAUGAUGUCGCGAGUCCUUUGGAGGCGAAUGCCGCGAAAAAACUAGCUAUAACAAAGUUUUUCCUCCCCUACCUUGAAGGUAGCAGGAGGGAUGAGCACGCUGUGACGCUGCCGUGCGCCUUGAGGGGGUGGGACCCGGCCUGGGAGACGGAGCUGUUUGCUCCGCGUGGCGCAGGUGACGAGCAGGGCAAUAUUGUCUACGUGAAGGAUGCUGUUCUGAGGUCGUUAUACAAGUUGACAGGGGAGUAUCACGACGCGGAUAUUCAACUUCUUGUCGCCCGCAUGUCGGAUGGCUCCUUUCAUGUUUCUGUGCGUUGCGGCGGUGCACCUCAGCCGUUGUUUCGCCCCAAGUACAACACACUUGAGUCAGACGAAGACACUUUGCCGUGGUGUCUGGACAUUCUCGUGUAUGCAGGGUUUCGUGCGGUGAUGGCGAUGAAGACAAAACAGUCUGUUUUAGUGCUCUCCUUUUGGGACAUCAGACGAGACGCCAAGACUGUGGAGGGUGGAAGGGUCUACUUUGCGGCGGGAAGUACGACGCAGGUAGGGACCAUCAUGUUGCCAACGGCCUUAAUGCGCACGAUCACCACCCUGCUUCGAAAGGCCCGCUACUGCAACGGUAUUGUGGACUGCUUUUGUUGA
Messenger RNA from Trypanosoma conorhini, 2562 nucleotides. Its product is annotated as putative protein kinase, putative,polo-like protein kinase. Gene Ontology annotation, cellular component: centrosome; spindle pole; cytoplasm. The transcript has a single exon. The record is from RefSeq and is a predicted model, not a curated record. Gene Ontology annotation, biological process: regulation of cytokinesis; protein phosphorylation; mitotic cell cycle. Gene Ontology annotation, molecular function: ATP binding; protein kinase activity. The coding region runs from base 1 to 2562 and encodes 853 amino acids. NCBI's taxonomy places the organism in Eukaryota, Euglenozoa, Kinetoplastea, Trypanosomatida, Trypanosomatidae.